This is a messenger RNA of Tricharina praecox, 378 nucleotides long. RefSeq lists its product as uncharacterized. Lineage: Eukaryota; Fungi; Ascomycota; Pezizomycetes; Pezizales; Pyronemataceae. The transcript has 2 exons. The record is from RefSeq and is a predicted model, not a curated record. The coding region runs from base 1 to 378 and encodes 125 amino acids.
AUGGGCCACAUAAUAAACGACGUGCCUGAGGAUAUUUCGUACUGGCUCGUCGUGAGAGAGGUCAGGGUCUUUGGACAUGGUGCGGGUUUCCCGGAGGAAGACAUUGCGGCCGGAAAAAAGGUUGUUGCUAGCAAGAAGGAUACCGCUGGCAAACGCAAGAAGAUUUCCAGGACCGGUCGCCCGGCGCGCAAGAAGGCCCGCCAGGCAGCUCGGGAUAGCACGGAUUCAGAGUCGGAGAGCGACUCCGGAUCCGUGCUGUUGGGUGGUAAGAAGGCUUUGGCCAUCAAGCUGUGCAAGGUGGAACCGGAGCUGGAAAUGAUGAAGAAGCAGUUCCAGAAUGAAUACAGAGUCAACCAUGACUCUGUCGCCUCCGAGUAA